Messenger RNA from Acaulospora colombiana, 126 nucleotides. The record is from the annotation of a GenBank genome assembly. NCBI's taxonomy places the organism in Eukaryota, Fungi, Glomeromycota, Glomeromycetes, Diversisporales, Acaulosporaceae.
CUGCGGAAAUGAUGAUGACCAGCAAAGGGGGUAUAACGAGGAAGUCUCUAAGCAGUAAAAAUUACAAUAAGUACUUGAGAAACGAAAUGGGAGAGAAAAACACCGAGUACCUACAGAGCGCCUUGG